AUGGCGGCUUCGGCACUGCGUCAAACGGCCCAGACGGUGGCUUCGCGCGGACUCAUUGCGGCUCAGCGCACGGCUGUGCCGCGCACUGCUGUGCCUAUGGCACGUUCUGCAGUGCGUAGCAUGUCGAGCAGCGCGCCGGUGCGCUCGGAUGCGCUGUUUGUGCACCGCGAUACCUCGUACAACAACCCCUCCAUUCCUUUCUCCUUCAACGCGGAGAGCCAGAAGGUGGCUGAAGAGAUUGUCAGCCGCUACCCUGACCACUACAAGAAGGCGGCCGUGAUUCCCCUGCUGCACCUUGCGCAGAAGCAGAACGACAACUGGGUCAGCCUGUCGGCGAUGAACUACGUCGCGGACUACCUCGAGAUGCCCGCGAUGCGCGUGUACGAGGUCGCUACCUUCUACACGAUGUUCAACCGUACGCCGGUCGGCAAGCACUUUAUCCAGGUCUGCACCACCACGCCGUGCAAGCUCGGUGGCUGCGGCUCCGACUCGGUGCUCGGCGCGAUCGAGGAGCGCCUCGGUGUGCACGCAGGCGAGACGGACGCGAGCGAGAAGUUCACCGUGGUCGAGGUCGAGUGCCUCGGCGCCUGCGCGAACGCGCCCAUGGUCCAGAUCAACGACGACUACUACGAGGACCUCUCGCCCGAAUCGAUUGUCAAGAUCAUCGACGCCCUGGAGCGUGGCGAGCAGCCCAAGACGGGUCCCCAGACCGACCGCCUGAACUCGGCGCCGGAGGGCGGCGAGCGCACGCUCACCACGAAGCCGUACGGCCCGGGCGAAUACUGCGUCCCUGAGUUUGCCUAG
Molecule: messenger RNA, 804 nt
Organism: Malassezia japonica
Lineage: Eukaryota; Fungi; Basidiomycota; Malasseziomycetes; Malasseziales; Malasseziaceae
Exons: 3
Coding region: 1-804 (267 amino acids)
Molecular function (GO): oxidoreductase activity
Source: RefSeq, a predicted model, not a curated record